AUGUUCGGAUAUGCACUGCAGGCUGCCGCCGAUGCAGAAGGAAACGACGAUAUCGUUGAGUUGCUUCUAGACAACCACGGGGCGGACGGCAAUUAUGUCGGAGGCACUUGGGGCACGGCACUACAAGUUGCUUCGGAAGCAGGGUUCAAGAGUGCGAUAUUGCUACUGUUGUCGAGAGGCGCUGACCCUAAUAUCGUGGCUGGUUGGCAUGGUACUGCGCUGCAAGCAGCGGCCUAUAGGGGUUUUCGUAGGAUCGUUGAUAUCUUGCUUGAGCACGGCGCCGAUGUUGAUAUUCAAGGCGGUGCAAGGAACAACGCAAUUCAAGCUGGGAUGGAAGGGCACGAUGGACCAAAUCCGGAACUUGCACAGUUCCUUCAGAGCCAGAGUAAGGCAAGGACAAAUGGGUAG
Messenger RNA from Aureobasidium vineae, 408 nucleotides. NCBI's taxonomy places the organism in Eukaryota, Fungi, Ascomycota, Dothideomycetes, Dothideales, Saccotheciaceae. The record is from the annotation of a GenBank genome assembly.